This is a messenger RNA of Centropristis striata (black sea bass), 1416 nucleotides long. Its product is annotated as ubiquitin carboxyl-terminal hydrolase 37-like. The coding region runs from base 494 to 844 and encodes 116 amino acids. The transcript is spliced from 3 exons. Gene Ontology annotation, biological process: protein deubiquitination. NCBI's taxonomy places the organism in Eukaryota, Metazoa, Chordata, Actinopteri, Perciformes, Serranidae. Gene Ontology annotation, molecular function: cysteine-type deubiquitinase activity. The record is from RefSeq and is a predicted model, not a curated record.
AAAACAUAACCUUUGGAAGUUGUUUAUUAGCUGAAUGUUUCACUUAACCACUCGCAAAUUGUUGGUAUCAUGAGACCACGUAUAAUUAUAAGUUAACCCUUACCGUACCAAUUCGUUUUACUAAAUGACCAAUCGAUCAACAGCCUUAACCAUUUUCCCAACACUCCAAACAGAAUUGAACAAAACAUUUGUCAAUCAGUCUCAUGACUUCCAACCCGAACCAGCCAGCUUUAAAUCCUGCCCUCCGUACACUUUUUAUUGCUAACGUUAAGCCACAAGGACCUUGUAAGGCACUGCCCUGAGCCAUCAUAGCACCGUAGGAAGGGUCUUGUUGUGAACUGCAAUGGGAUCCAUAAUAAUGUGAUCCUGUAACAUAUUAAUUCUGCAUGCUGUGUAUUAUGUGCUCUUAUUUGUUGUGUUAAACUUUUCUUUUUGUUCUGACAACCAACAGAAACAGAAGGUGGAGACAGAACCUCCACCUGAGACAGCAGAGAUGGACACAGAUUGCAUUGAGGCCCAGCCAUUUACCAUUCACAGUAAAAAACCCAACCCAAUAGGGCAGGGUGGGAGUAUAGACGUCGAAACUCUCAACGCCGAUAUAUAUAGAAAAGUGUUCAGUCGGCAAAAUAAUUUGUUGCAGGAAAAAACCUCAGCCAGCACAGAAGUCAUCCCCAGAGAGGAACUGGUCUGCCUCGGGUUCCCCAACCUGGCGCAGACCUGCUACAUGAACUCCACUCUGCAAGGCCUCCUGACGCUGAGACCUUUUGUUCACGACAUCAACAAGCAGAAGAAGGUGUGGAUGUCUCACCCCGGAUCUGAAGUCAUCAGGACAUUAUAUUUGUGACGGAGCCUACAGACCGGGAGAUAAUAAAGACCGAUGGCUAACUUACAACGACAAACACGUCAGUGAGACGACCGGCGCGUCUGUCUGCCACAACCGCCGACAAACAGCCUACCUCCUGUUCUACGUGAAGCAGGUAAGGCAACAGCUCUUCUCUAUGGAGAGAAAUAUGUGUCUUUUUGAAGAAGCGGAUAGACACACACACUAGGGUUGUCAAAAGUAAUCGGUACUCAAAAAAAUAUCGGUACUAAAACGUAUUAUCCGGAUACGAUACUCAUUUUCAAAAGUAUCGAUACCGCCCAAACUUUCGUUUCAAACUGACCUGUUACUGAUGUUAUCAUAGCAUUAAUGUUAGCCGUGUUAUUAUUAGCCGUUAGCCGCAGCUAACAAUUAAAGGCUGACGUCACGUUAAUGAUUAUAAACAACGUAAAUAAAUAAAUAAAUAAAUCAGGGACGUAGUAUGCCCAUAUUACGUUAAUUGACACAGUGUCAGUAUACACAAGCAUAUAGUUAAUAAGUUUAUAUUAAUGUUGGUGACUGUUAUUUUUUUAUUUUAUUUUUUUUAUUUAACCUUU